AUGGAAGAAGGUCGCUACCGUUUACGUUCCGGUCCUUCUCAUAUUAAAUGUUAUGUUCUGUUCGUAAAUGUCACUACUAGAAAUGUAGAUAUUCUGUGGAUUGAUCCGGGAGGAAUUGAAAAAUUGUUUGCAUCUAUUAACCCUGGUAAAAAGGUUAAAGUGGAUACAUUUCAAACACAUCCUUGGGUAUUUAGAGAUAAGGAUACAGGAGAGUAUAUGCAAGUGGAUCAUAAAGAUGUGUUUUGGCCAACGCCAUGUGUUAAAUUAUUGCCAAACUUUCCACAAGGUGCUUUAAAUUGUCGGAGGGCAGUUAACAUUCAUUCUCCAGUCCGCAGUUUGCGAGAAAUAUGUUUAUGGAAUAUAUUAAAAAAUAUAUCGUCUGACAUACUUACAUUAAACAACGACAGCAUUUGCGCUCUUGGCUUACCAGUAACACUUACUAAUGAGCUGCUAGCAAAAGCGCGAUCUAUUAGUUUGUAUAAGAAACUGUAA
Molecule: messenger RNA, 492 nt
Organism: Teleopsis dalmanni
Lineage: Eukaryota; Metazoa; Arthropoda; Insecta; Diptera; Diopsidae
Product: protein Vhl-like
Exons: 1
Coding region: 1-492 (163 amino acids)
Source: RefSeq, a predicted model, not a curated record